GGAUACUGCGAAAAUGAUUCUCUCCUCCAUGUGCACAACUACAUGCGACCAUUUGCAAAAGGUACUUGCAUCGGUAUAGUUGCCUAGCUGCGCAAAAUGUGAUGCAGCAGUGAUGCAAUGACGCAGUCGAUUCGAAGCGAAUAAGCGUUUUCCUACCAGAGCGUUUUCCGACAGCACAAACGGUGUCAGCUGCUUCAGCAGAAUAACUUACUUUCAACAAAGUGACCCUAGCAAUGAGAAGAACAAAGCAUGUUACGGACGCUGUGCUGUGUGAUUCUACUCAUCGUCCAGAGGGAUACAGAAAGUACACGUGUGAUUGGGGGAUGGAGGACUGUGUUACUGGGGGAGGAUGUGGACUUAUCCUGUAGACUGAUAGAGACAGACGAGGAGCUUGAACAGAUAACAUGGCAGAAAAGUACUUUGGAAGAAACACAGAACCAUAAUUUUAUGCUGAUUAAUCCCAAUGGGGUUACUACAUUUAUUUCACCGAAUGGAUUGACAGGUAGAGUCCAGUUUAUUGGGAACCCAUCAGAAAACCUUGGAUCUAUUAGAAUAACUGCUGUCAGACUGCUUGAUGAAGGCACCUUCAAAUGUAUCUUCAGUGUUUUCCCCAGUGGAACAUACAAUACAGAGAUACCUCUGACUGUGCUAGUUCCUCCAGUAGUGAGUGUGACAGUUGAUGUUGCUCCUGUCAUUGGGGAGAAUGAGGUUGUCUUGUCAACCUGCGUGGCUGCUGGUGCCAAGCCACAGGCAGAAGUGACAUGGAAGACAGGUAAAUUCGGCAGUUUGUUGAGGACGGUGACCAACUCCACCCAGCACACCAAUGGCACCACCACAGUACUCAGCCACCUGCUCGGGGUACCAACCAAGGCAGCCAAUCAGCAGCAGGUCCAGUGUGUGGUCAACCAGUCUGCCCUGGUAACAGAGAAGACCUACAACUACAGCAUAAACAUCCACUAUCCACCUCAGUCAGUGAACAUUACCCUUAGUGAGGCCUCUAAAGCCACAGUCUUCCUUUGUGUAGCAGACAGCAACCCACACCCCAACUACACCUGGAGCAGAGUGGUCCAGCCAUGGCCUGGGUCUUCAGUGAGAGCUGAGGGAGACAAACUGCACCUCCUCAGUCUCAGCUCUGAACUGAAUGGUCUCUAUGUCUGUCAGGCCUCCAACCCCUACGGACGAGCCACUGGCUCCCUCAAUGUACACAUAUCCUCUGAGACCUCUGCUGCCUGUUGGGUUCUACUCGUUGUCAUUCUCUGUCUGAUUGUUGCUGCGGCUGCACUCAUAUGGUACCGGUGCAAAUACGGACAGUUUCCUUGGAGUUCAUUCGUGGCCAAGGCAUCAGAACAGACUGUAUCGGUAUCUUCCAAGACGAGGAGACAUGACAAGGUUGAGGAAGGUGAAGAUGACUCAUUGACUGCAACUGUCCAAACCAGGAAGGAGCCUGAGGAAGAGGAAGAAGUAUCAUGAUGUAUGGAACAAUAUACCUUAUUUGUUUUUUGGAAACAUUUUAUUUUUAAUUUGUAUUAUUCCAAAUGUUUUUCAUGUUUGAUAGAUUGUCUGUUCAUUAAGUAUAUUUAUUGUGUUAGCUCGAAGAAAUCGCGGACAGGUUUUAAGUGAAUGCCAGAAAAAUCUCAUUCUCCAAUGUUCUAACCAUCUGCAAAGAAUAGGCACAUUAUCCCGAGUGGCGCAGUGGUCUAAGGCACUAGAGAUCCUGGUUCGAGUACAGGCUCUGUCGCGACCGGGAGACCCAUGGGAUGGCGCACAAUUGGCCGGGU
Oncorhynchus tshawytscha (Chinook salmon) is the source of this 1778-nucleotide messenger RNA. Its product is annotated as poliovirus receptor homolog. Gene Ontology annotation, cellular component: adherens junction. The record is from RefSeq and is a predicted model, not a curated record. Bases 250 to 1470 code for a protein of 406 amino acids. The transcript is spliced from 9 exons. Gene Ontology annotation, biological process: homophilic cell-cell adhesion; heterophilic cell-cell adhesion. NCBI's taxonomy places the organism in Eukaryota, Metazoa, Chordata, Actinopteri, Salmoniformes, Salmonidae.